GUAGGUUUAUCCGAAUGAGAUGUAUAUCUACAAUGUGUAAGCGCUUAUGGCCCAGCCUUAAAGCAUCUUCAUAUGAGGGGAAAAAAGAUGCCGCUGUAAAACUUUCCAGUUAACGAGACGAGAGGAAGGGAGAGAAUUGACGCGAUGGCUGAAAAAGACAAAACUGGGUGAAGAGCAUUUUAUACAGUCCCUCGUCAACAAGGAGGAUCAGCAUGAUUACAUAGAAACCAUCUUUUAUUUGAAGGAAAAGAGACAAAAGUUUGGCGAAGUAUGGCGCGAGAGAUUGGAGAGUCUGGGGAAGCCAAAAGUACCAAAGUCAAAAAGCACAAAAGAAGGAAAAGCAAAAAGGAGAGCAAAACAAGGAUCGUACACGCCAACAUUUUUUAUGACCAUACCAAAGGAUUGGACAACCCCAACAGACACUAUGCAGAUAAUAAGAUCAAAACCACAAAAUACACUCUGCUUUCUUUUCUACCGAAGAAUCUCUUCGAGCAGUUUCACCGAUUUGCCAACGUGUAUUUUGUUUUCAUAGCCUUACUCAAUUUUGUGCCGGUGGUCAAUGCUUUUCAACCAGAACUGGCUCUCGCCCCCGUGGUCUUUAUAUUAUCCGUUACCGCUAUCAAAGAUUUAUGGGAGGAUUACAGGCGACAUCGAUCAGAUAAAGAAAUCAAUCACAUGGACUGUCUCGUUUACAGUAGGAUUGAGAAAGGCUACGUGGAGAAAUACUGGAAGGAGAUUCGGGUCGGAGACUUCAUCCGUCUGCGCUGCAAUGAAAUUCUGCCCGCCGACGUUUUGCUGCUCAGCUCCAGUGACCCGGACCGCCUGUGUCACAUUGAGACAGCCACACUGGACGGAGAGACCAACCUAAAACAGAGGCAGGUGGUGCGCAGUUUCAUCGACCUGGACUGUGAGUUUGACCCCUUAAAAUACAACAGCAUUAUUGAGUGUGAGAAGCCCAACAAUGACCUCAACCGAUUUCGAGGAUACAUAAUCCAUCGCAGUGGGAGGAGAGACGGGCUGUACAAAGACAAUCUGCUGCUCCGGGGCUGCACCAUCCGCAACACGGAGGAGGCUGUGGGAAUUAUCAUCUAUGCAGGUCAUGAGACAAAAGCUAUGCUGAACAACAACGGCCCUCGAUAUAAACGCAGCAAACUGGAGCGCCAGAUGAACAUAGACGUGUUCUGGUGUGUCAUCAUACUGCUGGUCAUGUGCCUCUUUUCAGCUAUUGGUCAUGGCCUGUGGAUGUUUCAGUAUGGAGAUAAGAGGCCUGUCUUUGACGUUCUUAGCCCGGAAGGAACAAACUUAUCUCCAGUGGUCUCUGCCAUUUAUCUCUUCCUGACCAUGAUUAUAGUUUUUCAGAUUCUGAUCCCAAUCUCGCUCUUCGUUUCUAUUGAAAUAGUGAAGAUAUGCCAGGUAUACUUUAUCCACCAGGAUGCUGAGCUAUACGAUGAGGAGACAGACUCUCACCUCCAAUGCAGGGCCCUGAAUAUUACCGAAGACCUGGGCCAGAUGCAAUACAUCUUCUCUGAUAAGACCGGCACACUCACAGAAAACAAGAUGGUGUUUCGGCGCUGUACUGUGGCAGGAGUGGAAUACUCGCAUGAUGCUAAUGCGAGGAGGCUUGCUAUGUACCAGGAGGUGGAUUCAGAGGAGGAGGAAUGCACAUCUCACGGUGGGACUCUACCGCGGAGAGACAGCGUCACCAGUCACCAAAGCGGGAAAGUGGUGUUGCGAUCACAGAGCACCAAAUCUCACCGCCGCACAGGGAGCCGUGCUGAAGCCAAACGGGCCAGCAUUUUGUCCAAACACACAGCCUUCAGCAGUCCGAUGGAGAAAGACAUUACUCCGGAUCCUCAGCUUAUGGACAAGGUCAAUGAGUGCAGCAGUCAGAUGGACUUUAUGCGUUUUCACAGUCAGUCCAUGAAUCAGAUUCCUCCUGACCUGUGUGACGUCUUUGACUUCUUCAUCGCCCUCACCAUCUGCAACACUGUGGUUGUGUCCUCUCCCAAUCAGCCCAGGCAGAAGGUGCGUCGCUACGAGCUGAAGUCUCCAGUGAAGACCAUAGAGGACUUCAUCAAACGCUUCACCCCGAGCCGCCUGACCUCUGGCUCCAACAGCAGCAGUUCCUCCAGCUUGGCCACCAACCGCUCCUCAUCCCACAGGGUGGGCUCCAGCAUGCUGUCCUCCCCCUCGGCUGAGAGCACGCUGACAAAGCUGAACGAGGAAAAAGCUCGAGAUCGCGACCUUCAGCAUGCCUUCAGCCCCGUCCCACCCAACUACGAUAAAUCAAAGGCUUUGGCGCAAGAUGAGUGCGAGCUCAGAUACGAGGCCGAGUCGCCGGAUGAGGCAGCUCUUGUUUAUGCGGCCCGGGCAUACAAGUGCGCCCUUGUGGGUCGUUUGCCUGAUCAGGUGACCGUGGAGCUACCACACUUGGGCAGGCUGAGCUUUGAGCUGCUGCACACGUUGGGGUUCGACUCCACAAGAAAGAGAAUGUCAGUGGUCGUCAGGCACCCGCUGACCGAACAGAUCACGGUGUACACCAAGGGUGCCGAUUCGGUCAUCAUGGAUUUGAUCAGACCAGUUUCAGAUGAUGUCAAGGGAAAACGACAAAGGAAAGUUUUGUAUAAAACUCAAAACUACUUAAAUCUCUAUGCUGCAGAUGGUCUCAGAACGCUCUGUAUUGCCAAAAAGGUUCUCAGUAAGGAGGAGUAUGCCAGUUGGCUACAGCGCCACCUUGAAGCCGAGACGGCCAUACAGAAAAGGGAGGAGUUACUUUUUGAGUCUGCCUUACGAUUAGAGACCAACCUCACCCUUCUAGGAGCAACAGGUGUUGAGGACAGACUUCAGGAUGGAGUCCCAGAGACCAUUGCCUCUCUGAGGAAAGCGGGCCUUCAGAUCUGGGUGCUGACUGGAGAUAAACAGGAGACUGCCAUCAACAUCGCCUACGCCUGCAAACUGCUGGACCCAGAGGAGGAGAUCAUCACACUUAAUGCUGACUCACAGGAGGCCUGUGCUGUAUUGCUGGAGAACAGCCUUCACUACAUCCAGACGAAGUUCCUUUGCAACCCUCCACCAGAUCCUCAAGUGGCCAGAGAGUACAGCAGCUUCCACUUCUCUUCUCCUGUCUGUUCUCCAGCAUCCUCUACGCACACCAGCCCCUUCUUGGUGCACCGGCUCGGGCUGGUAAUUGACGGCCGGACCCUGGCCUACGCGCUAGAUAAGAGUCUCGAGGACAAGUUUCUGGCGGUGGCUCGGAGCUGCAGGUCCGUUCUGUGCUGCCGCUCGACGCCCCUGCAAAAGAGCAUGGUGGUCAAGUUGGUCCGUAACAAGCUGAAGGUCAUGACGUUGGCCAUAGGUGAUGGGGCUAAUGAUGUCAGCAUGAUCCAGGUAGCUGAUGUUGGCGUGGGGAUUUCUGGACAGGAAGGCAUGCAGGCAGUAAUGGCCAGUGAUUUUGCCCUGCCACGGUUUCGAUACCUGCAGAAACUUCUCUUGGUUCAUGGUCACUGGUGUUACUCUCGUCUAGCCAACAUGAUCCUUUACUUUUUCUACAAAAAUGCUAUGUUUGUUGCGCUGAUCUUCUGGUAUCAGUUCUACUGUGGGUUCUCGGGGUCAGCCAUGGUCGAUCAGUGGUAUCUGAUCUUCUUCAACCUGAUGUUCUCUGCAUUCCCUCAACUCAUCACUGGGACCCUUGACAAAAAUGUGUCAGCAGAAACCCUAAAGGAGCUUCCUCAGCUCUACAUGAAUGGGCAAAACUCGGAGGAAUAUAAACCUUAUAUGUUCUGGAUGAACAUGAUUGAUGCCUUUUACCAAAGCCUCAUCUGUUUCUUCAUCCCAUACUUUGCUUACGCAGACACUGAUGUGGAUUUGUUCACGUGGGGAACUCCAAUCACCACCUUGGCCCUCUUCACCAUCCUGAUACAUUUGGGCAUUGAGACCAAAACCUGGACAUGGAUGAACUGGGUAUCGAUUGGCUUCAGUAUGGCUCUCUUCUUUACUGUAGCUCUGUGCUACAAUGCUUCCUGCCCAACCUGUUUCGCUCCCUCCAACACUUACUGGACCAUGCAAAGGCUUCUGGGAGAUCCUAUGUUCUACCUGCUGUGUGUUGUCACACCUAUCGCUGCUCUUCUUCCCAGAUACUUUUACAGAGCCUGUCAAGGUUCCUUGUUCCCAAGCCCCGUCCAAGUGGGAAGACAGCUGGACAAACUGCCGGCGGACAUGCGCAGGCUCUUUCUGAGCCAGAGCCGGAUGAAGUUGGGCUCACUCGGGUCACUUUUUACCCCUCGGGCUCCGUUUAUACCCCUCUGUGGGCCUUUCCUAAAAGACUACCGGCCAAGGAUGAAGCAAACUCGUGCGGGUGGCACCAAACAGAAGGAGAAAUCUAUAGCCAGCCCCAUCCCGUCAAAGAGCGUGGAGAUGAGGGACACACCCUUAAGCUCAAAGAACUCUGGGAACCAUGUCGUGCUCAACCUUAAAAAGCAGGAUAAAGUUGAGACGUGCACACAGGACUCUGGAAAUUUAGACUUUACGAAGGAACCGUCAAGCACCAAAGACCCUGCUGGCUCCAGGACAGUUUUGGAUGCCACGGGCUUGGAGGCCACGCUGAGCCCAGCCGACCUCUGUCAGGUUCGUUUGCUCACAUCCACACCGCUGCUUUCUCAAAGUGAGAAUAUACAGCUUGUGUCGCCACCCAGCUGUUUGUUAGGACAGAAACUAGAGGACGAGGACUAUUUAAACCAGAAGCCCCUUUUAGCGAAAAGCGGCGGGGACAUGCAGGACAGCCAAUCGUCUAGCUGCCCACAAGAACAUUUACUUACAACGACAUUUCUAUGAUGUCUUCUACUCGUUACGCUAGUUCAAAUUUGCACGUUGCUUUAAGAAAUAUUAUUAUAUUUGUGUUGAUUUUAUAAAGAUAUAGGUUGGUACUAUAUAUAUAUAUUUUAGAUGUAUAAAGUUUAGAAUAAAGUGUUUUUUUUUUUGAGUGGCCAGCAUAUGCAAACUAGUUCUGAUACGAUUGUUUUUGUAAUGUGUUUUUUUUUUAUAUAUAAACCAUCUCAGAAGUAGAGGAGGUAUGUUUUUCGAGGCAGAGGCAGUCCAGGAAAUUCCUUUAUCUGUUUAUUUGGACCUGGUGCACUUUAAAGAACCUUUCCCUCCUACAAUAAGACACUUCUGUUAGCACUACGCACACAAUGUUUUUGUAUUCCCCACCUAAAAACCCCAGUACCAAAUGUUCGUAACUAAAGAAUUUAUUUUUACGGUAAGGGUACCUAAACAAUCAUAUUGAUACCUGAGCAAAUUCACUUUAAGAACUAUUGAUGUGCUUAUAUUACAGUAGAUGUGACUCAUUGAGUCAAUCACAAAUAAAAGCCAUCUUAACUACUAA
This is a messenger RNA of Misgurnus anguillicaudatus (oriental weatherfish), 5380 nucleotides long. It is a transcript of the gene atp10a, whose product is annotated as ATPase phospholipid transporting 10A. Gene Ontology annotation, cellular component: plasma membrane. Gene Ontology annotation, biological process: phospholipid translocation. Lineage: Eukaryota; Metazoa; Chordata; Actinopteri; Cypriniformes; Cobitidae. Gene Ontology annotation, molecular function: magnesium ion binding; ATPase-coupled intramembrane lipid carrier activity; ATP binding. The record is from RefSeq and is a predicted model, not a curated record.